AUGCUCAGGUUCUAUAAAGCCUUUAUACGCUCCUGCUUGGACUAUGGAUGUCAGGUUUAUGGAUCAGCGAGACCUAAUGCACUCAAGAUGCUAGACUCAAUCCACAACUCUUCUCUAAGACUGGCCACGGGAGCAUUGCGAUCUAGCCCUGUGAUUAGUAUAUAUGCCGAAACAGGAGAGCCUCCGCUUAGUCAUAGAAGAGUUCAACUUUCAUUGAAUUACGUCCACACACUCAUGUCCAAACCUCAAAAUCCCGCCUACGACUGGGUCCUAAACAAUUCACUACACGAUCAGUUCAUUACUAAACCGAGGCACCCUGCACCAAUUGGUGUAAGAGCUAUAUCAUACAAUUCUCAGAUAGGUCUAACCGAUUACGAGGUCAGGGAGUUGCAUCAGUGCGAUGUCCCGCCUUGGUCCGUAACUCCACCAGAAAUAAUCUUGAGCCUCUCCACCUUUAAAAAACAUACGACACCGGACACCAUAUAUCAUCAAGAAUUCCGUCAAAUCUUACAACAACUCUCUCCGUGCGAUGUGAUAUACACAGAUGGAUCAAAGGAUGGUCCGAGGACAGGUUGCGCUUUUGUUACUGCGGGUAGACGAUACGGUUUCCGACUCCCCAGCGACUCCUCUGUUUACACGGCUGAACUGACAGCUAUACAGAAGACCCUGAACAUUACGUGGUCUAGAACUGGUAAGUUGGUAAUCUGCAGUGACUCUCUUAGUAGUCUGCAAGCAAUUGGCGACAUGUACUCUAAGAACAUCUUGGUUCGAAGUAUCUGGUCCUCACUACACAAGCUACAGUCGGAGGGAGUGGUUGUUAUUUUUGUCUGGGUUCCCGGACACGUAGGCAUCCAUGGCAACGAGCUGGCAGACAGAGGAGCAAAAGAAGCUUUGGAGCUCCAACCAUUCACCUUACGGAUGGUGGCAUCAGACAUCACUCCUGUGGUGAAAGCCAAGCUAAAAGCUAUGUGGAGUUCCGAAUGGCAGGCGGUCUACAACAACAAGCUAAGAAUCAUCAAAGACUGCACAAGACCUUGGGGUACAGCUCAUCGCCGGAGUCGGCGUGAGGAGGUGGUGUUGUGUCGCCUUCGUCUUGGCCACACACUGCUCUCUCACGGCUUCCUUAUGAAUCGAGGGGACCCACCGAUUUGCGCCACAUGCGACACUGUUAUUACAGUGAAGCAUGUGCUGGUCGACUGUCCUUGCUACUCAAGGUGCCGUCGAGCUAUCAAUCUGCCAGCUUCGUUAAGGGAUGUGCUAGGUGAUGACGAAAACUGUUGUGAGGAGGCUCUUCGCCUUUUUAACAGCAUCCUCCCUAGUAAGCAAGAUUUAAUUUUAAUUAUUUAUUCCUCCAUACUUUGA
Homalodisca vitripennis (glassy-winged sharpshooter) is the source of this 1362-nucleotide messenger RNA. RefSeq lists its product as uncharacterized. Gene Ontology annotation, biological process: DNA replication, removal of RNA primer. The transcript has a single exon. The record is from RefSeq and is a predicted model, not a curated record. The coding region runs from base 1 to 1362 and encodes 453 amino acids. Gene Ontology annotation, molecular function: nucleic acid binding; RNA-DNA hybrid ribonuclease activity. Lineage: Eukaryota; Metazoa; Arthropoda; Insecta; Hemiptera; Cicadellidae.